Messenger RNA from Solea solea (common sole), 2158 nucleotides. RefSeq names its product growth differentiation factor 2 (gene gdf2). Gene Ontology annotation, molecular function: growth factor activity; cytokine activity. Gene Ontology annotation, cellular component: extracellular region. The transcript has 2 exons. Lineage: Eukaryota; Metazoa; Chordata; Actinopteri; Pleuronectiformes; Soleidae. The record is from RefSeq and is a predicted model, not a curated record. Gene Ontology annotation, biological process: SMAD protein signal transduction; BMP signaling pathway. Bases 72 to 1346 code for a protein of 424 amino acids.
GUGUGUUUUCACGCUGGGAAGAAGGUGAAGUUUGUGCCAGCUCAGUGACUUGGAGAGGGGAUCAUUCCAAAAUGCUGAGCCCCGGAGCAUUUCUGCUGCAGGUUUGUUUGAGUCUGGUAUUUUCCAGUGGCUCCUGCACCUGCAAACCUCUCAACAACGAUAUUGAAAGCUAUGACCCUGAGGAAUUCUACUCUCAGCUGUCAGAGGAGGACCUUCUGGAGGAGGAAGAUACAGACUUGAGGAUGGAGAACCUCCUUGGAACCAUGAAGGAAGGCUUUUUGAGGAAACUCAACCUGUCAGAUGUUCCACAGGAGAACAGCAAGAUCUACCCUCCUCAGUUUAUGCUAGAACUUUACAACAAGUAUGCCACGGACAGCUCGACCAUCCCUCAGUCUGAUGUGAUACGAAGUUUUACUGUACAAGACAUCAAACUCUCUAUGACAAAUGGUACAAAGUCAAAACACAGGCUGCAGUUUAACGUCACCGUCCCCAGUCAUGAGAAGAUCACUACAGCAGAACUGCAGAUCUUCUUCUUCCCAGACGCUGCAUCCACGACAUCCUACCACAGCUUCCACACCAUCGUCAAAGUCUAUGAAGUGGAUCGAAACGAUUUGACAUCCACACCCCAACUACUGGUCGGCAGAGAGGUGACCAGCUCUCAGAGUAUGUGGAUGAGGUUUGAUGUGACCUCAGCGAUUCAGAGGUGGAUCAAAUCAGGCAGUGCUGCAACAGUUUUUGAUGUUGUGGUUGACAAAAGGGACUGUGGGGCUUCUCUCAGUGCAAAGGCGGCAGCAGGUUGUUUUAAUAUGAGCAUGUCCGUUGGAGAUAACACCUCAACUGCUUUGAUCGUCUUCUCAGAUGAUCUGGAUAGCAGAAAUAGGGAGAACAAGAAAGAGUUAAGAGAGAUGAUCCACCAUGAAGAAGAAACCUUCUUACACUCAGGAGCGGACUGGAACAGAGGAGACGAACUGCCAAACCAAAUCCUGGAAGCCCAACAACAUCCACGGAGAACCAAAAGAAAGGCAGAGAGCGAGUACUGCCGGCGAACCUCACUCAAGGUCAACUUUAAGGACAUUGGCUGGGACAGCUGGAUUGUGGCACCACCGGAAUAUGACGCCUUCGAAUGCCGAGGCCUCUGUUACCACCCGCUGACGGACGAAUCAACCCCGUCCAAACACGCCCUCAUCCAGACCCUGAUCAACAUCAGGGACCCCAAGAAGGCCAACAUGGCAUGCUGUGUCCCCAUAAAACUGGACCCCAUCACAGUCAUGUAUCAGGAGAACGGACGGCUCACUAUAAGAUACUUGUAUGAGGAGAUGAAGGUGGCAGAGUGUGGCUGCAGGUAGUUGGAGAGGUUUAGUUUGCUAUGGUGGAAGUACAGGUGGUGAUUAAAUGACCAUCGCCCCCUACUGGUCCACUAAAAGGAAAGAUGACCAGGAAAAAAACUUGAGACCUCCUAUUCUCAUUUUUCUCCACAUUCAACAGUAUAUGUUGUGAGAUAUUAUUUUACACUCACUCAUUCAUGGACAUUUGGAGAGUCAUGCAGAGUUAACCGUGCCUGGUCCAGAAUAAGGGUGCUACACUGAAAUUAAAUAUAUGCAUAUACAGUUGUUUGUUUUUACAUUGUUUCUAUGUGAUAAUGCUGUAUAGCAGUGAUUCCCAAACACUGGAUCAUGCCCACAGACGGGACGCAGGAAGUUUGACUUGGGUCUCCAAACAAAUUUGUAGAAUCUUUUUAUGUGAAUAUGUUUGAAAUAACAUAAAGUUGUUAUUUACUCACAAAUCAAUCAAAAAAAAAAAGUAUUACAAAAAUAUAUUUUCCACAAAUUUGUCAUGAUUUGUUUUGUGUCAUGAUAGUUUGCCAUCCCUGAAAAUUGGGUCCCCAUAUAGACAGUUUGGGAAACACUGUUUUAUAGUAUUUGCCUUUUCCCUAAAUUUAAGUUUGCAAGAUGCAGCAGAAGAACACAUAUAUAUAUAUAUAAGCAUGUGCUGCAUUGCGUUUGCAGCACUGCAAAGGAAACGGGCAUUUUUGCAUUGUAUAUUUAAUACACGUAUGUACAUACAGUACAAAUCUUACUCUAUCUUGGUCUGUUUCACCUUUAAACCUAAUAAAAUAUUAUUUUAGUAAAUACUGUAAAACUAAAUUAAUUUAGUGUGG